Leptinotarsa decemlineata (Colorado potato beetle) is the source of this 621-nucleotide messenger RNA. Its product is annotated as lysozyme. Gene Ontology annotation, molecular function: lysozyme activity. The record is from RefSeq and is a predicted model, not a curated record. NCBI's taxonomy places the organism in Eukaryota, Metazoa, Arthropoda, Insecta, Coleoptera, Chrysomelidae.
GCGCUAGUUUCAUUUUACAUCUGCAUAUCAACAAUUAUAUCAUCUUCUAAACCACAUUUGCCUCAUUUAACAGUGCGGUAAUCAACCACAAUCUAGCUCUUGUAAUAUAAACAAGGAAGACUAGAAUGCAGAUGAGUUUUUAACAACUUGAGCUAAUUAAGUUUUACAUGAUUCAGUUAUGCAAUGGCGGUGUUCUUGUUUUGCGUGUUUCUGCUGGGAAUAACCGGGUUAGAUGAGAUCCAGGCAAAAAUUUUCACGAAAUGUGGCCUUGCCCAAGAACUUGUGAGGUAUGGAUUUGACAAAACUUAUGUCGGAAAUUUAAAAUAUUUCUGUUCGGUUCCACAGAGUGUAUAUGUUAUACUACAACAAUGUCUAUAUCUGUUUUCAGAUUUUCUUGAUGAAGACAUUGCUAACGACUCAGUUUGUGCCAAAAAAAUCCAGUCUGAAUUGGGUUUUCGAUAUUGGGAAGGAUGGACGAGAAGCUGCUACGGAAGAAGCUAUCCCUCAACCAUUGUUGCAUCUUGUUUCCCACCAUAAGGAUUGAAUAGGCAAUAUAAUACCUGUUAAUUAUUUUUUGUUGUCUCCGGAUUUGGUGAAAUAAAUUGUGAUGUUGCUUACGUA